This is a messenger RNA of Alternaria infectoria, 198 nucleotides long. RefSeq lists its product as uncharacterized. The record is from RefSeq and is a predicted model, not a curated record. The coding region runs from base 1 to 198 and encodes 65 amino acids. The transcript has 2 exons. NCBI's taxonomy places the organism in Eukaryota, Fungi, Ascomycota, Dothideomycetes, Pleosporales, Pleosporaceae.
AUGCCCUCUUCGCACAUGCUCGCCAACCCAUCGGUGGUUGACGAAGACCAAGACAACGGUCCUCGUAUGGUCAACAUUUCCCCAGUGUGCAACUUCCGUAGACUGAUCAAAAAGAACCCCAAGCAGUUUAAGAUUAAUGGUUUGUUAGUAGUGCUGGCUCGAUUUGUGGAUGCUGCGGAAGGAGAACCAUGGUUCUAG